UAUCCGUGCAGUGGCGGCUGGUUACCUCGGUCGUAGUGCGCUCUUGGAUAUUCCAGGUUAUGGAGAUGCGAGCUUUUUUGCCGAAUUAUAUGAUGACGCGUCGGAUCCUCAUCCUGCUUUGAAUGAUUCAAGAGGGCACUCUUGCAGCAGGGCAGGACAAUUUUUCAACGAUACAACUUCGGGGAUGGUUGGUGGUGAACGGGAUCAACCUCGACAGGAAGAUCAAGGAAAAAAUGUAGCCGGG
This is a messenger RNA of Amoebophrya sp. A25, 244 nucleotides long. The record is from the annotation of a GenBank genome assembly. Lineage: Eukaryota; Dinophyceae; Syndiniales; Amoebophryaceae.